Molecule: messenger RNA, 2400 nt
Organism: Carassius carassius (crucian carp)
Lineage: Eukaryota; Metazoa; Chordata; Actinopteri; Cypriniformes; Cyprinidae
Gene: fam117aa
Product: family with sequence similarity 117 member Aa
Exons: 8
Coding region: 396-1544 (382 amino acids)
Source: RefSeq, a predicted model, not a curated record
ACACGAGUGUGUAGUAGGUUGUCUGUUGUCAGAUUGUGCACUUGAAGAAUUGUCAGCAGCCCAUACAAUGUAUUCUGCUCCUCAACUACAAGUUUACUAGGCCAGGUGGAAUAAACCGUUUAAGGACGGUGCAUAAAAGUUUCUAUGCUAUUUCACACAGGAAAACAAAAAACGUAUUUUGUUAUUAGUUAGGGACAACUUCACUAUCAUCACAAAAGAUAGUAGCUGACUAGCUAGCGAGUGUGCUAAAUCAAAAUAUUUGCAUACAAACUUUUAUUUUUGACGGCUAAGUUGGACGAAAACCUUUGAUGGGGUAUCAGCUGUAGGUGAACGCUGGAGUUUGCGAGGUCGGUGGACUUUUUAAAGGCUUUUGAAAGCACAAAGCGACUGUGGGAAUGUCGUGUCGGAGUGGGAUGGCCCGGGUGAGUAAUCAAGGACUGCAGCCUGUCCGAGCCACGGUCCCGUUUCAGCUCCAGAACCGAGCAGCACCGCGCUGCAGAGACAACAAAGCAGCCGAGUACAAGACGAAGGGUCGCCCGCCGAAGCCAACCUUGCGACGGACACUGUCUCUGGACACUCUGGUGGGACCGUACCUUCAGGGCACCUGGCCUAGAGACCCAGAGUGUCAGCCGGUUACCUGUGUCAAUGACAAGGCCACACAGACUCCCAGUUCCUGGAUAGAGGAGACACGGGGGCGGAGAGGGGGUGGUGGUCAUAAGCGCUCGGCAUCAUGGGGUAGCGCUGAACACCUCAGAGAGGUUGCUAAGCUCCGUCAGUCCUUGCAGAAACGCUCCAGACAUGCACCUCCUGCCAUGGACCGUGACCACACACACCAACAUGUUCACAGCAGCCAGACACGCACGCCUGGAAGUACACAGACGAUGCCUCUUAUUCCACUGAGCCGAUUGGCCCCCAGACUGAGACGCAGUGUUGAAGGACUAAAUCUGGAGCUGGAGGGAGUCUUUGUGUCCGAAACAACAAAAGAACAGCACAAAAUUCUUGAGGUACCAGAUGGUCACAGAGCCCCUGUCCCAGCUCAGAGGUACAGCAGCGCUUCCCAGAGCGACCCUUCUCCUGCCCAGCUGUCCCCCUCACACUCUCCCUGCCCCAUCACAGACACCGAUAUGGUUGUGUGUGGGCCGCUCUGUCCAUCUUCCUCCCCUCCUCUAUGUAUUUGUGAGCCACCAUCAUCUUCUCCUCGUCCCAACAAGACGUAUGUCUUUCAGAGAGAGCCUCCAGAGGGCUGUGAGAGAGUUCGUGUGUCUGAGGAGGCCAUCCUUCCCUGUCAUGGAAAUGUUCCUCUUCAGCCUUCCUGUCCUGACCCUAACAAGGUGAACUUCACACCUCAUGGUGGCUCCGCCUUCUGUCCUGUCAGUCUCCUCAAGCCCCUCCUGCCAUCCAUGGACCUGUUAUUUCGUGGCCUGUCGGUUUCACCCGUCACUGGCUGUUCGGCUCAGAGUGCUGCCCCCUGCCAGACACCGGGACACGCCGUGGGUGGUUAUUUGAGCGGUACCCUCCCAGACCCCACCAGCACCUCUAUGUGAAUGGAGCACAUUCAUGACGAGAAAAGAAAAACUAAAGAUGGUUGUGCCUUCGUCUCAUCAGUAACUGUGACAUCAGAGCGUCUCAAAGAAAAGAAACCGCUCGUGCCAUCCACUCAGUGUCUGACUUGUUUUGAUCGACACAGAGAGGGGAAAAAUCAUGAUGGAAGAAGACAAUGGAGAACUUUUCUUCAUCUAAAACUCCGGUGGACUCUCUCCGAUCUGAUUUGUUGACGACCUUUUGACCUCAGGACACUCCACUUGGCACUUGUGAUCAUUUUGUUUCCCAUUAUAGCAUUUACCUAUUGCUAUAAUUUCUAUAAUUUCUACAAAACAAUACUGAUGGCUGUUUAUCGUCUGUGUAUGAAUAUGUUUUUACCUCUGUCCGAAGAGUCAUUCUGAACAGAUUUUUUCUAUCAGACAGACUAUAAGUGCGUUAUAAGCCUGACCCACUCUGUGAUGAUAUUAUAGUUGUGGUUCAGAAACCUCUGUUUCUUAAUCGAGUAUUCACAGACACAUGUCUUUACUGCAUGCUGGACUUUUUUUUUUUUUUACUAGCACAAAGAGGCAGUAAUAGACCAGAGAGUCUGUCAUCAGCCGGUGUUUUUGAAUCCUCUCAGCAUGUCUGUUCAGUAUUUAAAAAUAUAUACAUUUAGACAUUAAGUACAGCUCUGAAAUGAAGGUGUUUAAUGAAUGCCUCCAAAUGUUCAGCAAAAAGCUAUUAUCCAUAAUCUUACAAAGCUUGUCAAAAAUGUCCCAUCAUAUUUCACCACAAAUUUUUAUUGUGUCAUAAUCAUAGGAAGGAUCAUAAGUAAGGGGCCUAUUUUGUUACUGUAUUAAAGUAAAAACAAAAAAAAAA